UUACAUUUUUUUUUUUUGUCGAUGGAUAACAUGUGAGUUGUUUUUUUCCGGAGUGAAACCGUAGAAUUUACCCAUCCUUAAUUAAAAAUGAGUUUAAUUUGAAGAUGAAAAAGCUAAGGGAAACGGAGUUGGUUGGAUUUGCUGAUCCCAAAGAUGUUGAAGACGACGAAAGGGACGAGGAAAAUGAGUCUUUACCCAAAUCGAAGGCCUCAAAGAAGUCUGGUGGAUUCCAGGGGAUGGGUUUGAGCUUUCCUUUGUUAAAAGGGAUUUUAAAACGAGGAUAUAAAGUUCCGACUCCCAUCCAAAGAAAGACAAUUCCAGUCGCCCUGACAGGCCGCGACGUAGUCGCCAUGGCUCGCACGGGUAGUGGCAAGACAGCUUGUUUCCUCAUCCCACUCUUUGAGAAACUGAAAACCAGAAACGCAAAAGCCGGAGCUCGAGCCCUGAUUCUCUCCCCUACUCGAGAGCUCGCUCUCCAGACCUUAAAAUUCAUCAAGGACCUCGGCAAGUUCACAGGCCUCAAAGCGGCAGUGAUUCUAGGAGGAGAUAGCAUGGACAACCAAUUCAGCGUUCUUCAUGGGAACCCAGAUAUAAUCGUCGCCACUCCAGGUCGUUUCCUCCACAUUUGCGUGGAGAUGGACUUGACUCUAAAAAAUGUCGAGUUGGUGAUUUUCGAUGAAGCUGAUCGACUCUUCGAGAUGGGCUGGGGGGAGCAGAUCCAUGAGAUCACCAAUCGUUUACCAGAGAACAGACAGACUCUCCUCUUCUCUGCGACAUUGCCGAAAGUUCUUGUGGAGUUUUCGAAAGCUGGACUUAGUGAUCCAACGCUGAUUCGUUUAGAUGUGGAGAGUAAAUUGCCUGAUGAGUUGACGUUGUCGUUCAUCACUUGUAGGAAAGAAGAGAAGUUGGCAGUAUUGCUGUGUCUUUUGAAGUAUGUCAUUGCGAAAGACUCUCAGACAGUGGUUUUUGCAGCAACAAUGCAUCACGUCGAGUACAUCCACAUGAUUCUGGACCAAGCUGGGAUCACCAACACUUUUAUUUACUCGAAUUUGGAUGCCUCUGCCAGAAAGAUCAAUGCCGCCAAGUUCCAGUCUGGAAAAGCGAGAGUCCUGGUAGUGACAGACGUGGCAGCUCGUGGACUCGACAUCCCACAUCUAGAUAACGUCAUCAAUUUUCAUUUUCCAGUGAAAAGUAAAUUGUUCGUGCACAGGGUGGGGCGUUGUGCUCGAGCGGGACGGUCUGGGACUGCUUAUAAUAUCAUUGCUAAUGACGAAUUUCCGUAUUUGUUGGAUCUACAUCUAUUUCUUGGCAUGAAGAUGAAUAUUCUGUCGGCCGACGGUGAGGCUGAUGGGGCGGAGAGAUCCCCUGCAAACGGAGCGAUCGGCAGAAUGCCCCCCUCAAUGAUCGAGCAGGAGCUAAGCGAACUCAACUCCUGGCACGAGACUAUUACAGACCUAAAAAACAUGGCUCAGGUUUCCAAAAAUGGAUACCUACAAUACCUAAGAUCUCGUCCAUCCGCCUCAGUGGACUCGGUAAAACGUUCUAAGGAGCUCGAUAUUGCCAGUGCAGGCGUCUUCACAGACUAUGGAGAUCUCUCCCCUAAGGUUGCAGACUUCCUCUCCCAGAUGAAGAAGUACCGCCCCUCAGGAACAAUCUUCGAGAUAGGAAUGAAACCCUCGUCUAUGGAUUAUAAGGUCAUGAAGACGAAACGACAAUUCCACAAGAACGUAAUUGAAACAUUCAAGGAACAAGAAGAUGAACGUAAACAAAAUGCUAAAAACUUUGUGAUCAAAGAACGGGAGAGAUCUCAACUCGAUGGCAGCAGUUCUGCGGAUAUUGCUGGAGCCUUUAGCCAGGUCAUCACUGAUAAGAAGAGGAAACUCGAUGAUCUGUACAGAGAACCAAAGAAAAAGAAGAGAAGAAGAGACGUACAAGACUCAGAAUUCUACAUCCCUUAUUCAGCAUCCGAUAGACACACUGAGGAAGGUCUAGCUGUCAAUCACUUCGCCACUGCUGCUGAAAAGGUCCAGAUGGACCUGACAGUUGACAACGAAGAGUCUAGAAGGUUACAGACACAAGUCAAGAAGUGGGAUAGGAAGAAGAAGAAGAUGAUUACUAUUAAUAGUAAUUCGAAAGUGGGCAAGAUCAGAACCGAGUCUGGGGCUUGGAUUCCAGCUACAUACAAAACCAAUCGGUAUGAGCAAUGGAAGGAGAAAUCGAAAAUCGGGGAUGCUAGUGAGGAUGAAGGGGAGGUCGAGGAUAGCAGGAGGCUGAAGACGACGCCGAAUACUCACUGGGGAAGACACAAUCAGAAGUUGAAAGAGAAAAUUAAAGGGAGGGGAGAACUGAAGACCCCGGAGCAAGUGAUGAAAUUAAGAAAAAUACAGGAGAAAAAGAAAAAUAGAGGAAAAAAAGGGAAGGGGUCAAAAGGAAAACGAAAAGGAAGAUGAGGUUGAUAAAAGAGUCUUGUAAAGUGUUGUGAUGGGAUAAUAAAAGGAUUUGGGCUUAAGCGAA
Diachasma alloeum is the source of this 2514-nucleotide messenger RNA. Its product is annotated as ATP-dependent RNA helicase DDX54. The transcript has 5 exons. The record is from RefSeq and is a predicted model, not a curated record. The coding region runs from base 105 to 2450 and encodes 781 amino acids. Gene Ontology annotation, cellular component: nucleus. Gene Ontology annotation, molecular function: ATP binding; RNA helicase activity; RNA binding. NCBI's taxonomy places the organism in Eukaryota, Metazoa, Arthropoda, Insecta, Hymenoptera, Braconidae.